CGUCGCCGCCUAGCCAUGGCCGCGACUACGGCCGCCUCGCUCCCGCCGCCGGCCACUCGCUCUACCGGCACCUCCUCUCGCUUCCGCCUCAAGCUCGCAUCUGUCCCCAGUUGCCGCGGCCACAGCUUCAGCCUCCGUCUCCACCGCUCGCCGGUGGUACCUGCUGCUGCCGCGAGCUCCCCCUCCGUUCCAACCUCUUCUCCGGAACCAGGGUCGGGUAUCGGUGAUGCCCUCGGUGGGGUCGCCAUCUUCUCAGCGGCCACCGGCGAGCCCGUGCUGAUCAGGGAUCUCUGGGAUCAGAACGAGGGAAUGGCUGUCGUUGCGUUGCUACGGCAUUUCGGAUGCCCUUGCUGUUGGGAGCUGGCCUUGACGUUGAAGGAGACGAAACAAAGAUUUGAUGCUGCUGGUGUCAAACUAAUUGCUAUUGGUGUCGGCACUCCCGAUAAAGCCCGUAUUCUCGCUGAACGUCUGCCCUUUCCACUGGAUUACCUCUACGCAGAUCCUGAGCGCAAGGCUUAUGAUCUAUUGGGUCUAUAUUUUGGUCUUGGUCGCACAUUCUUCAAUCCAGCCAGUGUGAAAGUGUUUUCUCGGCUUGAUUCCCUCAAGGAGGCGACGAAGAACUAUACAAUUGAAGCCACCCCAGAUGACAGGCCAAGUGUCCUGCAACAGGGCGGAAUGUUUGUGUUCAAAGGGAAAGAACUGUUGUAUGCGAGGAAAGAUGAGGGGACAGGUGAUCAUGCACCAUUAGAUGAUGUUCUGAACAUCUGCUGCAAAGUUCCAGUAGCCUAAUUUUGAUCCUACAAAUGGGAGUUCCAGAUGCUUCCUGUCAUAAUUUGGCAUCAGACGACUUUCGAAAGACUGACUCCUCGUGCAAGGGCAGCAUCGCCAUGUUACAUGUAUAUGUAUUGAGAUAUUUGGGCGAACUUUGUCACACUUUGUCGAUCAUAGGAGCUGAUAGCUGGUAGAUAUGUUACUGAUUAUGAACCUUGUACAGUGAGUAACCAUAUAGCAAGCGAAUUUAGCGAUAAUGAAUAAUACUAUUUCUUGUUGAAUGAUGCA
Molecule: messenger RNA, 1059 nt
Organism: Lolium rigidum
Lineage: Eukaryota; Viridiplantae; Streptophyta; Magnoliopsida; Poales; Poaceae
Product: thioredoxin-like protein AAED1, chloroplastic
Exons: 8
Coding region: 16-789 (257 amino acids)
Molecular function (GO): antioxidant activity
Source: RefSeq, a predicted model, not a curated record